ACUGAAAUGGAAGAUCCAUCGAAUCUGAGCUCACAGCAAACAAAUCCAACGGCGUCGUUCAGGCCGAGUCACCACCGGCGAGCUCACUCAGAGGUGAACUUCAGGCUAUCGGAGGACCUAGAUCUGGUGUCGGACCCCUUUGAUGCGCCUUCGGAGAGUUUCGAAGAGAUGGGAUCGGAGGUCGAUCUCUUCUCCACUUCAUGGACAUCGAGAAGCUUGGAUCCAGCCUGAACGACGGCGUUUCGGGCAAUGAUAAGUAAAAAUUUACCUUGUCGACGAUAGUCGGAGAGA
Ilex paraguariensis (yerba mate) is the source of this 291-nucleotide messenger RNA. The record is from the annotation of a GenBank genome assembly. NCBI's taxonomy places the organism in Eukaryota, Viridiplantae, Streptophyta, Magnoliopsida, Aquifoliales, Aquifoliaceae.